Molecule: messenger RNA, 802 nt
Organism: Elaeis guineensis (African oil palm)
Lineage: Eukaryota; Viridiplantae; Streptophyta; Magnoliopsida; Arecales; Arecaceae
Product: DNA-directed RNA polymerase II subunit 4
Biological process (GO): DNA-templated transcription initiation
Cellular component (GO): RNA polymerase complex
Molecular function (GO): nucleotide binding
Source: RefSeq, a predicted model, not a curated record
CACGCGUUGAAACCAAACCGGAAUCGGAACCAAAAAAAAAAAAAGAAGUAAUAAUUAGUAACGAAGAAAAGGCUUUCGGAGGCAGCUAGGGUUCGGUCCCGUUCCUCACCGUUUCCCUCUUCCCAAGCGGCGACCGGCGAUCGGCAACAAGCGACCUUCCCGACCGGCGAGAGGAGCAUCUCAACCGGCGAUACAAGAAUCCAAGCGCGAUACCAGAUGUCUGGAGAAGAGGAAGAGAAUGCUGCGGAGCUAAAAAUUGGUGAAGAGUUUUUGAAGGCAAAGUGCCUGAUGAAUUGUGAAGUUGCACUUAUUCUUGAUCGUAAAUACGAGCAGCUUCAGCAACUAUCUGAUGAUCCUACAAACCAAAUAUCUCAGGUGUUUGAGAAGUCAAUGCAGUACGUGAAACGCUUUAGUCGCUACAAAAACCAAGAUGCUGUGAGACAAGUUAGAGAAAUCCUAAGUAGGUACCGAUUGGCUGAAUUUGAGCUUUGUGUGCUUGGCAAUCUUUGCCCAGAAACUGUUGAGGAAGCUAUUGCUAUGGUCCCAUCAAUUAAGAGCAAAGGACGGAUCCAUGAAGAUGAUGCAAUCGAGAAAAUGCUAAAUGAUCUCUCUCUGAUAAAGAAAUUUGAGUAGUGUAGUCUUGUCAUGGGGAACUUGAACUCCUACAAAAUGUCUUGUAUUGUCGCAUGUUUCAAGGGUCAUGGAGUGAUCAGUCUAUGUAUCUACUACUGGUCUGUAGAUUGAAUGAAUCCUUUGGACGAUCUUGCACAGGAAUGCAGAAUGAAUAUUAGCAUUUAGUACA